AUGCGCCAAUAAGUCGUGGUCACGUGCCAUGGCUGCUCUUCCUUCGGGUGGAUUCGAUGCUCACUUUGUUGAACCUCUCAAUGAUCAAUGGACAUGCCCCAUUUGCCAGUUUGCAGCACGAGAACCAACGCUGACCAAGUGUGGUCACCAAUUUUGCCAAGAGUGCUUGAGGCCCCUCAUUAGGGAUGGUAAUGUAACAUGUCCUGUGUGCAGUGAGGAACUCAAGGAAUCGGACACGUUUCUAAACAACAUGACGAAACGCCAGAUUCUUAGUUUAAAGAUUCUUUGUGAUAAGCGUGAGGAAGGCUGUAGCUGGCAAGGUGAACUAAGACAGCUUGAUGAACACAACCAGGAAUGUGACUAUGUAGUUAAAGCGUGCAGCAAUGAUUGUGGAGAAUUGGUAAUGAGAAAGGAUAUGGACGAUCAUAAGCAGAAUACGUGCAGUCGAAGAAUUGUGGGUUGUUGCUACUGUGAUACACAGCUGGAACAUGGCCAAUUAUGUGAUCAUUAUGUGGUGUGUGCUGACUGUCCUCAUCAGUCUGCAACACAGGAUGCUGUGAAGGAACUAGUAGUGGACAUCAGCAGAAAGGGUGUGUGUCCGACCAGUCCUUUGCAAUGUGAUUCUGCAUCAAGUGGAUGCCACUUCCUCUGGAAUCGAGAGCAACAACAAGAGCACUUGGACAACAACACAGGCAAUCAUGUUACUUUAGCUAUGAACUCACUUUCAGACAGAUUGGUAGGCGUUGAGAAGAAACUUGCAGAAACAGACUUCAAGUUAGCAGAGGCUACGGAAAAGCAGGCAGAAACAGAUAGUAAAUUGGCAGAGGAAGAAGAAGAGCACAGAGAGACAAAGGCUCAGUUGGCUAGUACAAGAACAGAUUACAGAAGGUUAGUCGAUACAUUGGAUGUUGUGUUGCGAUCAUCGAGAACAUAUACAAAAUUGAUGACAGAUGGCUGGAAAGAGUCGUUAGAAUCGGUAGAGUUUUUAACGGCUUUACUGGAUACAAACACUCAAACUUCAUUUGAAGGAAAUGGCACAUUUGUGUACCUGUGGAAGAUAGAUUCGAGUGGCAUGACAAGUCCAUUUGAAACUAUACUUACUCAUGUUAUGACAAGGAAACAUUCGAGGCUAUCUACACCAUUUCACAUUGGAUAUUCAGGACUGCAGCUCCAGCUCAAAUUUCGUGCCAUAGCAAGGAAUGGCGACUAUUCAUUUAUUGCAAGAGUAUACUUCUUAAACUCGCCGUUACCACAAUCUAAGUAUUUGGUGUCGCUUGUUCUGUACGAUCGACACAAUCACAGGUCAAAAAUUCAAACUGAGAUUGACUUUUCUCUUCUUUCUGCUCAAGCGCAAAGCUACCCAUUUCGUGGAAGAGGUCGUUUUGGCAAGGUCGAUUUGGAAUUUCCAUGCACCGUUUGCUUUGUUUUGAGAAACGGGUUAUUGAUGGCAUUUCAGGUGGAAUCUCAACGUGACUAAUUGAAGUGUUGUACUGGUCUCUUUGAGUAAUACUGUUUUGCUGUAUUAAGACGUUGACAAAGCAUUUGGAAGGAACUUGAUAAUUAGCAGACAGUUAUGACUACCAGAUAGUAUCCUUUUAUAUGCUAGAUGCAGCUGUUGCAAUAUAUUAGCAGUUAUGAUGUGUGGUUGCAUUACCAGUGGGCGUGGCUGGUAGACUUAGAUAAUCUUUAUGAAAUGGAUGCUGAACAUUUAGCUGUUCUGGCUGUUCUUUGAUGACAAAGGAAACUAGGAACUAACUGAUGUCGA
Molecule: messenger RNA, 1765 nt
Organism: Corticium candelabrum
Lineage: Eukaryota; Metazoa; Porifera; Homoscleromorpha; Homosclerophorida; Plakinidae
Product: TNF receptor-associated factor 6-like
Exons: 1
Coding region: 29-1477 (482 amino acids)
Biological process (GO): tumor necrosis factor-mediated signaling pathway; protein K63-linked ubiquitination
Molecular function (GO): zinc ion binding
Source: RefSeq, a predicted model, not a curated record